Molecule: messenger RNA, 3900 nt
Organism: Dreissena polymorpha
Lineage: Eukaryota; Metazoa; Mollusca; Bivalvia; Myida; Dreissenidae
Exons: 4
Coding region: 1278-1832 (184 amino acids)
Source: RefSeq, a predicted model, not a curated record
AAUAUGGAUAUUGAUAUAGCUCGCAGUUUAAGACGAAAUAUAAUCCCGCAGUUUAUAACGGGAUUUGAACGGGACUCGUAGACGGGUUAUCUUGUUACUGGGUUGAAGUACCGUUGGAAUAUUAACGAAUGGGUGACGCAGUCUACCGACCAGUUUAUGUCUAAAUAGAAUCGAAUAAAAUCGAUCUAGUCAGUUAAGGAAUUGAACGGUGCGUGAGAGAACUCAGACUUGCGGAAUUGCAAAAAAAUAAAAAUCAAUUUAAGAACUCCGUACAAUACAAGGAAUAUUUUGAAUUCUUAAACAAGCAACUUGCAAACUGCAUAAUACCUUUCGACUUAUGGAUUUAUAAAUAUAAAUAUUUAAUGCAACAAAUACAAACUUAAUUAUUUUGCAAUUUAUUUAUUGCAGAAUUUCUUUGAAGUAAUCGGGCUAUUGGAAUUCUUACUUUAGUUGAAACAUUGCGGCAGAAGCAAAACAAAAGUUUGUCGAAGGGAGAGUUUUUAAAAGAAAGCAGAAAAAGAAGAAUUCACAAUGAGAUAGUAAAGUGCACUACAUGGAUAUUAACGAGACAGGAGACAAAUAAAAACACCAGCCAUGCAGGCCCGAACCGCAACUAUUCGGAUUGAAGAACCGUUUCGCAAAACGUGGAGAGAGCCGGUGACGAUAAUUUCAGCAGAGGAAUUGAAAAGAGCAGAAAGUGGCGACAGUAUAGAUGGAGCGGAAAUAGACUCGAUUAACUCAAAUUCACGACACGAGCAAAAAGGUGUCAGUGAAAUCGUGAAGCGAAUAACUCCAUCUAUGCCGGAUAUUAGAAUAAUUUCGGACGAAAAACAAUCAGAACAAAACAAUAACAACGAAAACUUGAAUCCUUCGUGUAAAGAUGUGAUAUUCAGAACUCCUCAGAAACGAAGCUGUGAAAUGAUGAAUGUCUCGCAUUGCUUAAGUUCAGACUUCCACAAAGCCUAUUCAGACUCGUAUCUCUGUGAAAAAUCAGACUGGAUGCUGGGCGAACGGUCAAGCUCAAGGUCGCCACCCUCACCGUCCGUGGGGUCACGAUCACCCCAGAUAAGGUCAAGGUCACCCAUUGUAAAUAAGUCUCCGUCAGUUCGCCAUGCGUCCAGCGAGUUCAACUUCUCUCCGGAAAGUACCGAGCAUUACCGAUGUGAGGUCGAGGCGGAGUCACAACGGGUCAAAAACGCCUGUUUGAAGAAGUCGCGAAUGGUUCCUACCUCACCAGCCUUCCUCAAGCUUCCUACCACCAGCAGAGAGACGCUUACAUGUCGCCAAGGCAUCACCGCAGCUCACGUGACCACGUGACCUACGAGCAUGUGGCUGGCUCACACGACCUCGGCGCCAUGUUGUCACGGGACCACCAGGAACCGGAAAGCCACUACUACCUCGGCAGUCCGUCUUUCAGAAGCAAACUUGCAAGCUUCUUUAGCGAUUCGGAGUCGUUUCGAGCCAAGCGUCGCCUCGAUAUUGAAGACGAAUACGUUUCUACUCCGAAGCGAAUAAAAAGCGAUUUGGAGAGAGAAAUGGGUUAUCGGUAUCUACAACAGUUAGAGUCUGACAUUACUAAGGUGCGCAGCAAAUUGCUCAAAUCGGAAACGGAAACGGAGCGUGACCGAAAGUCUGCGAACUGCACAUGCGCAAUUAUGGAGAAACAGUUUUUGGCGAUGGCGGAGAGUGCAUAUAGGUCAGUGCGCAGAAUUGACGCAUCGCCGCGCGGGUUUGAACAAUUCAGACGAGAGCUGGUGCAGACAAACGAAGUCAUGAAAGACUCACUCGAAGUUUUGAAAAACAUCAAAAGUUUUUGUGAGCAUAAAUCUUAAAAGUUGUCACUUUUGGCUUAUUACCCUACUUUUGAAACUGACCUGUAAUGGGUAAUCCGUUAGGCGAUCGAUUACCGUACUUUCGUUUUACAAGGACAAAGCUAUUGUCCUAUUAUUUAACAUAUAAUUAUUUAUAUGAUAAUGAACGACAUUGAUUGAUUGUAUAUUUUGCAUUUAAGAAUUCCACUUAGGCUCAAAGCUCAAAGCUAACAUUCCAUUCAAUCAUACAAUCAUACACAUCUCUAAAUAGUCAUAUCGAAUCACUCACACUUUUGUUGUUUUCCGUCCUGUAAAACUUCGUAUUAAGAUUUGUCUCUCAAUUGUCCAGUAUUUAACGCAUCAGUUUUGAUCAUGAUCAAUUUGCUCACAUAUCGAACACGUUUACAUAUUGUUGUAUUCGAAUAUGUAUUGCUGUCACUUAGAAGCCUUCCAACUGAGUGACGCUGUGAUUAUGUCUGUGAUUAUACAUGUACGUGUAUUUAUGCAUCGAUUAUGUUGUCUUCACGAACAUAUCCAAAUAUCCGAACAUAAGUACAAUGUCCGAAACAUACUUCACUGUUUUUUCCGUUACGGAAAUGUUCAGUGCCUGUCAUCAUUCCAUAAGCGUUAUUAAUUGUCCCUGUGUGGUUCUCCGAAUAUUCCGUGGAUUUACGGAAACAUUUGUGUGUUCAAGUUUAUAUGUUUAUGUGUUCGAAAAAAUGUGUUCCUCAACGUUUUACAUCCAACUGGUUGUGAUUUGUAAAUGGUUGUUUGUGCUAUUUUAGUAUAAACAUAUAUUUUAUAGAGUGUGUUAAAGAGAUAUCCACUUGUUAAGGUUAGAGUAUGUCAUUACUUAUCACUUUGUUUGUUAUUUAUAAUAUUGUUCUUUUCUUUUGGAUAGCUGUUCUUUUUGCUGUGAUUUUUUUUGUUGUGUUAGAUAUUUAAUUGGCUAUAUUUAUUCAAGUAGUUUAUAGAAUAUUUAUAUACCUCCUUAAAAAAACGUCUAUUGAAUUUUGAUAAAUUUAUUACAUGGUUUACACAAGAAAUGUUGAUUUUAUUGAGCGAAGCUAAUUUAAACGCAAGAAUCCAUUCACGCUCAAUUGAGUAUCAAUAGUUUAACAAUAUUACAAUAUUUGCUUGAAACGUAUUUGUCACAUACAUUUUCGGCAAUUUUCCACCAUGUCGACCUAUUUUCAACAAUAAGCUGGUUAUUUUAAAUACAUAGUUCGCAGGUAAUAUUUAUCAUUUUAAUUUAGCUAGUUUAUAUCAUUCUGGACGCUUCGACUAUGGACCAUUGUUUUAUCUCUGUCAAAAUAGUUCGAGUGAAUCCGAAUGAGUAGCGCCAGGAUAACGUCACAUGAUGUUACCAAAAAUAGUAACAGUUAGCUUAAAAAGCCGUGCACAACCAUUGCAGGUAUAAUACUUGAUUGACUUGUAUCCGUUAUUGUUUUGUUUUGUGUUUUAUUUUAAUUUUGCUGUGUUCUUGCAACAAGCACCUUCCCCUUAUCCAUGCCGUCCAUGGGAAUGUUAACCACUUGUAGAAGUUAUUUGUUUCUAUAUUUAGUAUCAAUUAGGAACUCCAUAAUUAGUAAAUGUAUAUGUAGUUCUUAAAUAAUAUCCAAUACUUAAAAAGGCUGAGUAGAGCCGAAAAUAUACUCCUUCAUAGCUAGCCCCACGUCCGACUUAAUUUUUUAAUUUAUUUAUAAAUGAAAGUAUGUACACGACGUAAUUAUAUUUCUUGGGAUCACGUUCAACGUUUUCCUCCUGCAAAUGUUACUAUUAAUAGCAUCAAUUGGCGCAAUAAUUGUCCAACCAUAACAUGUAGUUCUAUUUAUACGAGGUUUGAUAAAUAAGUUUGUAGAAAUACAUUUUGUGAAAAAUUGACUCUGCUCUGACGUCAACUAAAGAAAUUAUGCAAAACAUUCUAUAAACUUUCUGAUCAUUCCUCGAAGUAUAAAGCCUUAUUUAAAACGGUUUAUAUUUAUAGUAUUUAUCACUCUGUCUCUAUUACGUCUGUUUUUGAUCACGAUUUAUUAUUGCUAAUUUAUUUAAAUUUGAUCACAGAUUUUAUUAAAAGUGACAAAAAUUU